Messenger RNA from Sorex fumeus (smoky shrew), 1146 nucleotides. It is a transcript of the gene DDRGK1, whose product is annotated as DDRGK domain containing 1. The record is from RefSeq and is a predicted model, not a curated record. The transcript has 9 exons. The coding region runs from base 74 to 1021 and encodes 315 amino acids. Lineage: Eukaryota; Metazoa; Chordata; Mammalia; Eulipotyphla; Soricidae.
UUGGGUGGUGGGCGGGGCCUGGGAUCCGGGACUGCAGGGGCUGACGCCCCGGUUCCGCCGAGAAGUCGUCGUCAUGGUGGCUCCCGUGGUGUACUUGGUAGCGGCGGCUCUGCUUGUCGCCGUUAUUUUCUUCCUGACUCGCAGCCGGGGCCGGGGGACAGCAGCCGUCCAGGAACCACUGCACCAUGAAGGGGAGCCCGCAGCAGCAGGCCGCGGGGCCCAGCCUCGAACCCUGGAGCCAGAGGAGCAGAGAGCUGGGGCCAGGCCCCGCCGUCGGAGGGACCUGGGCAGCCGCCUGCAGGCCCAGCGUCGUGCCCAGAGGGCGGGCUGGCUGGAUGCAGAUGAGAACGAGGAGGAAGCCGGCGUCCCAGCCCAGGAGGAAGAGGACGUUGAGAAGCCCGUGGAAAUUCACACGUCGGGGAAAAUCGGAGCCAAGAAAAUGCGGAAGCUAGAAGAGAAGCAGGCGCGCAAAGCACAGCGUGAGGCAGAGGAAGCCGAGCGGGAGGAGCGGAAGCGCCUGGAGUUGCAGCGCGAAGCGGAGUGGAAGAAGGAAGAGGAGCGGCUCCGGCUGGAGGAGGCGCAGAAGGAGGAGGCAGAGAGGAAGGCCCGCGAGGAGCAAGCCCAGCGGGAGCACGAGGAGUACCUGAAGCUGAAGGAGGCCUUCGUGGUGGAGGAGGAGGGUGUGGGCGAGACCAUGACGGAGGAGGAGUCUAACAGCUUCCUGACGGAGUUCAUCAACUAUAUCAAGCAGUCCAAGGUCGUGCUCUUAGAAGACUUGGCUUCCCACGUGGGCCUGCGCACCCAGGACACCAUCAGUCGCAUCCAGGACCUGCUGGCUGAGGGCACACUGACAGGCGUGAUUGACGACCGGGGCAAGUUCAUCUACAUCACCCCGGAGGAGCUGGCAGCCGUGGCUACCUUCAUCCGUCAGCGGGGCCGGGUGUCCAUUGCUGAGCUGGCCCAGGCCAGCAACUCCCUCAUCUCCUGGGGCCAGGAGACCCCCGCUCAGGUCCCCGCCUGACCCGCCUCGCCGUCCUGGACUCGGGGCUGGUGGGGCCUCCUGGGCCGUGCCUCCCUUCGUCCCGAGACGGGUGUCAUGUUCCGGGGCAGGAGGAGAUUCUAGAUUAAAGGUCUGUGAGCACGGCA